Lacerta agilis (Sand lizard) is the source of this 5160-nucleotide messenger RNA. RefSeq names its product A.superbus venom factor 1-like. Gene Ontology annotation, molecular function: endopeptidase inhibitor activity; protein binding. The record is from RefSeq and is a predicted model, not a curated record. The transcript is spliced from 40 exons. The coding region runs from base 28 to 4989 and encodes 1653 amino acids. Gene Ontology annotation, cellular component: extracellular region. Lineage: Eukaryota; Metazoa; Chordata; Lepidosauria; Squamata; Lacertidae.
GUGCCUCUCCUGUUCCUCCAGAUCACCAUGGAGGGUACUGCUCUCUACCUGGUGGUUGUCCUCUUGGUCUCUUUCCCGAAUUCUUCUCACAGCCAACUCUACUCCCUCAUCACUCCAAGUGUCUUGCGGGUAGAGACUGAAGAGACGAUUGUGGUAGAGGCUCAUGAGCACAGCUUUUCCGCAGAGGUCACCGUCUCUGUCUAUGACUUCCCACAGAAGAGAAACACCCUGUACACGGUCAAAACUCGCAUGGAGCCAGCAAGUGGCAUGAUGGUGACCCCGGCCAUAAAGGUUUCUGCCAAUGAUAUGAAGAAGGAUUCCAAGCAAAAUCAGUAUGUGAUUGUUGUGGCCGAGUGUCCUCAGUUCACAUUGGAGAAGACGGUUCUGGUCUCCUUCCACAGUGGAUAUCUCUUCAUCCAGACAGAUAAAACCAUCUACACACCUGGGUCCAAAGUGCUCUACCGUAUCUUUUCUGUGAAUCACAACAUGCAGAUUUUGGAUAAGCCUGUGAUUGUCGAGUUUGAGACACCAGAAGGCGUUGUUGUCAGGCAGUCAUUCAUCAAUCCUACUUCAAGAAACUUCCAACCUCACCCCUUGCCAGAGAUUGUCAGUUUGGGGACCUGGAAGAUUGUGGCCAAGUAUCAAGACUCCCCACAGGAGACCUUCACCACGCAAUUUGAUGUCAAGGAAUAUGUAUUGCCAAGCUUCGAAGUCAUAGUGGAGCCGUCAGCUAAAUUUUAUUACAUUGACAGCAACAGGGAUUUCAGAGUGUCUAUCACUGCAAGGUUCCUCUAUGGGAAGAGUGUGGAGGGUAUUGCCUUUGUCCUCUUUGGAGUGAAAAUGGAUGGCGUCAAACACAGCAUUCCAGACUCGCUGCAGAGAAUUCAGAUUAGUAAUGGAGAAGGGGAAGGAAUCCUAAGGAGAGACAUUCUUCAGACUCGAUUUCACAACCUCAACAAUCUUAUUGGGCACUCCCUCUAUGUCUCUGUGACAGUGAUGACGGAGUCAGGCAGUGACAUGGUGGUGACUGAGCGAUCUGGCAUCAGCCUUGUGACAUCGCCCUAUCAGAUCCACUUCACAAAAACCCCCAAGUACUUCAAGCCGGGGAUGCCCUUUGAACUGAUGGUGUUUGUCACCAAUCCUGAUGGCUCCCCAGCUUCCCGUGUACCUGUGGUGACAGAGCCCAUUGCAGCUGAUGGAACCACCCAGAAUGAUGGGACGGCCAAGCUGAUCCUGAACACCCCAGCAAACAGCCAAGAGCUCAGAAUCACAGUAAAGACCAAAGAUCCCCAACUUUUAAAUGAACGUCAGGCAACCAAGACCAUGAUAGCUACAGCGUACCAGACCCAAGGAGGAUCCGGAAAUUAUCUCCAUUUGGCAGUCACAGCUAUGGAGCUGAAGGCUGGAGACAACUUGCCUAUCAAUUUCAAUUUGAAGAGCAACAACCAGCAAGUACUAAAUCAGAUCCAAUAUUUCACCUAUAUGAUCUUGACUAAGGGGAAAGUGUUCAAGGUUGGGAGGCAGCGCAGAGAAGCAGGACAGAAUUUGGUGACCAUGUCCUUGCCCAUCACCCCGGAUCUCAUCCCUUCCUUCCGAAUUGUGGCUUACUACCAAGUGGGGAACACUGAGAUUGUGGCUGACUCUGUCUGGAUGGAUGUGAAGGACACCUGCAUGGGAACGCUGGUUGUGAAAGGAGAACAUCAGGAAGAUGACCAGCUUCACGAGCCAGGAGAUCAAGUGAAUAUCAAACUCGAAGGAGAUGCAAAUGCUUGGGUUGGUCUUGUGGCUGUGGACAAAGGAGUCUAUGUGCUUAACAAUAAGUACAAGUUUACACAAACCAAGAUAUGGGACUCAGUGGAAAAGAGUGACAUUGGAUGUACAGCCGGCAGUGGCAGGAACAAUCUGGGUGUGUUUGAAGAUGCUGGACUUGCCCUGGUGACCAACAAUAAGCUUUCCACGCAACAGAGAUCAGAUCCAAAGUGCCCUCAGCCUGCAAGACGCCGACGCCGCUCUGUACAGCUCAUUGAAUCUAAAGCAAGUAAAGCUGGCCAGUUUCAGAAUCGGACACUAAGGAAGUGCUGUGAAGAUGGCAUGCAUGAGAACCCCAUGGGCUACAGCUGUGAAAAGCGUAUACAAUACAUUGUGGAUCAGACUGAGUGCCAGAAUGUUUUCCUUGAAUGUUGCCGCUUCAUCAGAGACAUAUUGAAUGAGAACGAGCGGGAUGAAGAACUGAUAUUGGCAAGAAGUGACUUUGAGGAUGAUUUCUUAGCUGAUGAAGACAUCACUUCUAGGACUCAGUUUCCAGAGAGCUGGUUAUGGCGAUCAGAACAGCUGACUGCACCUCCUAAUGAUCAAGGGAUCUCAUCCAAAACAAUACCUGUUUACCUGAAGGAUUCAAUCACCACCUGGGAGGUGCUGGCUGUGAGCAUUUCAGACACAAAAGGGAUCUGUGUGGCUGACCCUUACGAGAUAACGGUCAGGAAGGACUUCUUCAUCGAUCUACGGCUACCCUAUUCAGUAGUGAGGAAUGAACAGGUGGAGAUCCGGGCUGUUCUCUACAACUAUAGGAGGCGGGAUCUCAAGGUGCGGGUGGAGCUGAUACACAACCCAGCCUUCUGCAGCGCCUCCACUGCCAAGGAAAAAUACCAACAGAUGCUCACUAUUAAAGGCCAGUCCUCCAGGGCAGUUCCAUUUGUGGUCAUUCCACUGAAGCUGGGACACCAUGACAUUGAGGUCAAAGCUGCUGCCUUGGGAGGCGCUGCAGACGGCGUGAAGAAGAAGCUGAAGGUUGUGCCUGAAGGGAUACAGAGAAAACUUGUGACUGUCAUUGAGCUGGAUCCAGCUACGCAAGGGAACAGCGAUGGAGUCCAGGAAUAUCAGGUCAAAGCUAGGAGUUUAGAAGAUAUCAUUCCUGGCACAGAUCCUGAGACCAAAAUUACUGUUCAAGGAGACCCCGUGGCUCAGAUUGUUGAAGACUCAAUUGAUGGGACCAAACUGAAGCACCUCAUUGUAACGCCCUCUGGCUGUGGGGAGCAGAACAUGAUCACCAUGACGCCAUCGGUUAUUGCCACCCACUACCUUGACACCACAGGGCAGUGGGAGAAGCUUGGGGUGGAUCGCCGCUCUGAUGCAGUCAAUCAGAUCAUGCAAGGUUAUACCCAGCAGAUGACAUACAAGAAAGAAGACCACUCCUAUGCUGCCUUUAAAAACCGCAAAAGCAGCACUUGGCUAACGGCUUAUGUCAUAAAAAUCUUUGCCAUGGCUUCCGGAAUAGUAUCUUCUGUUGACAACAGAAUCCUCUGUGGAGGUGUGAAGUGGCUGAUUCUGGAGAAGCAGAAACCAGAUGGAAUUUUCCAUGAAGAUGCUCCUAUGAUCCAUGGAGAAAUGCAGGGAGGUUAUAAGGGCGCUGAACCAGAAGUGUCAUUAACAGCUUUCGUCCUGAUUGCAUUGUUGGAGUCCAAAGACAUCUGCAAGGAUCAAGUCAAUAUUCUAGAGAGCAGCAUCAACAAAGCUUCUGAGUAUUUAUUAAGACAAUAUGAGACGUUGCAAAGACCUUACACCGUGGCCCUCACGGCUUAUGCUUUAGCCCUGGCAGGAAGGCUUAAUGAUGACGGGGUACUCAUGGCAGCAUCAAGAGGUAAGAAUCGUUGGGAGGAAUAUAAGGCUCACACAUACAACAUCGAAGGCACAUCCUAUGCUCUGCUGGCCUUGUUGAAAAUGAGGAAGUUUGAUGCUGUUGGUGCCAUAGUCAAAUGGCUGACAAAGCAGAAGCAUUAUGGAGGGACAUAUGGACAAACCCAGGCAACCGUCAUGGUAUUCCAAGCUCUUGCCCAGUAUGAGAUCGACAUCCCUACCCAUAAGGAGAUAAGGCUGGCAGUUUCUAUUAAACUGCCAGAACGCCGAGAGAUGAUUACUUUCCCUAUUGACUACGACAGCGCACUCUUAGUACGAUCAGCAGAGACCAAGCUAAAUAAAGAUUUCAUUGUGAAAGCAUCUGGUGAAGGAAAAGCAAUUAUGACCAUUGUGACGGUGUAUAAUGCAAAGCUACAGGAGGGCGCAGAGCAGUGCAAGAGUUUUUAUCUACAAGUUUCUGUUGAAAAUGUCCAGCUGAGUAGCAGGCAGGCAAAGGGAGCCAAGGGCGCAGUCAGGAUCAAAAUCUGCACCAGGUAUCUUGGUAAAGUCGAUGCCACAAUGUCGAUCAUUGAUGUCUCCAUGCUUACUGGUUUUGCACCUGACACUGAAGAUCUCAAGAGGCUUUCUGAGGGAGUCGACAGAUACAUCUCCAAGUUUGACAUCAAUGACGCCAUGUCUGAAAGAGGGAACCUCAUCAUCUACCUGGACAAGGUUUCUCACACGGAGGAGGAAUGUUUGCAAUUUAAAGCUUACAAGUAUUUUGAAGUAGGUCUCAUUCAGCCAGGAUCUGUCAAGGUGUACAGCUAUUAUAAUCUAGAUGAGCAAUGCACUAAGUUCUACCAUCCCUCCAAAGGCAGUGGCCUCCUCGAUAAGAUAUGCCAUGGUGAAGUCUGCCGGUGUGCAGAAGACAACUGCUUCUUGCAGAACGAUGAAGAUAACCCUGUUGAUGUUCAUGCACGAAUUGAAGCAGCCUGCAAGCCAGGAGUGGAUUAUGUGUACAAAACCAAGCUGAGUCAUAUAGAAGAAGAAAAUGAUUAUAAUAACUACUUCAUGGAAGUUCUGGAAGUCAUUAAAGCAGGGAGUGAUGCAAACCCAGAAGCCAAGCCCCGCUUGUUUAUCAGCCACAAGAGAUGCAAUGAAUCUCUGAAUCUGGUGGUGAACAAGGACUAUCUAAUCUGGAGCCUCAACAGUGACCUGUGGCAAACCAAAACUGAUUUCAACUACAUGAUUAGCAAGGAUACCUGGAUUGAGAAAUGGCCAAAUGAUGACGAAUGCCAGGACGAAGAAUUCCACGACCUGUGCAAUGACUUAACUGAAUUUUCUAACACACUGAUUACUUUUGGUUGUAACACUUAACGAUGAAGAUGUCAACUAGAGCAACUGGAGCCCAUGAGAUGGGUUUGAGUCAGUGUUUGAAGGACACCUUCCCUCCUGAAGUUCAUCUUCUUAUGUUUUUUGCUCAAUUUCUCCUUAAAAGAGAGAGGGAGGGAGGGUUGUACAUAUACAAAAUAAAGAAUUGCUUUCUUA